AGGUGCUCCUUCACGGUGAUCUUGUGGCUGCAUUGGUGUUGAUGGCCCUGGUGAGGGGGCCGUGCAUUGUGGAGGUCUGUAAGCCAUUGCGUGAGAGUCAAGACCAGCGGCUAUCAAAGGAGAUGUUUGUAUGUUGAUAGAAUGUUCAAGAAGCUUUAAAAAAUGCAUUUCCUAAUUAUUUUCCCAAUUUCUCAUUCUUGUCAGGAGCUCCUGUGCCAGUCCUCUGACUUCCAGGCCCCCUCUUCCACCAGUUACUUCCUUUCCUUCAUUCUUUUCACCUCUUCUCUUCUACACAGUUUGGAAACAUGCUUGAGUUUUCACAUCUUUAAAAAAAAAAAAAACACACAAAGUCUCUCCUGGAUUCUGUGCCCUACUGUAGGUUGUCUCUGCUCUCUCUCCCCCGUCAUAGUGGAGCUUUUUAGAGGAAGUAUCCGUGCUUACCACCUCUGUUCAACACUUCUCAGCCACACUCCUUGCCCUGCACGUCGUGCCCCCCAUUCUGUGUGACAAAGGCCACCCUCCCUUCUGUGGAGCUCUGAGCUCUUAUCUUACUUAACCUCUCCCAGGAUUGGACAGUCUUACCCACUUCCUUUUGAAAGCGCUUCCUUCCUGUGACUCUCUGGUUCCCCUAAUCUCUGCCUUGCCCAUCUGCAUGCUUCUCCCCCGUUACACCUGGUGCUUCUCAAGGUCUCGUCCUCUGGACCAUGGCCCAUCCACUCGAGUGGUUUCGCCAUCACUUUCCAGCUGAGGACCGGCUCUGUUAGCUGAUUGCUGCCAGCCACUUGCUCCCAGCUGCCAUUUCUCCAUCCACCCAGUCACCCAAGCCUGGAACCUGGCUCACCUUACACUGUCCCCUUUCUCUCUCACCCCUUUUUCCAAGCCAGUCAGCACUCUCUAUAGAUUGUAUCUCUUUUAACAUUUCUGACCUCCUUCCCCCUCUUGUCUCUGUGGCCCUGGCCUUAGUUCAGGCCUCUACAAUUUUUUGCCUGUACUAUUGCUGUGCCUCUUAACCUUUGCUCUUAAUAGAGCCCUCUCUCUGUGCUUCUAUCAGAGAGUCGUCUUUCUGGAAUGCAAAUCUGAUCAAACCCCCGAUUUGAACUCUUGAAAAGUCUCCUCAAUUGCCCCAGAGAUAACCCUUAAACCCUCCAGCAGCAUACGGUGCCCUUUGUAAUUGGCCUGCUGCCUACCUCUCCAACUUGCUGGCUACAUGGAACUCCUUACAUUUCUCCAGUAGGCCUCUCUGCCUGAAGCCGCCACGCCUGUUCCAUCUGCCCUGCAAUAGCUGGCAAGUCUCCAGUCUUUUGUUAAAGGCAUGACUGAAGCAUUACUGCCAGCCUGGGAGGAUGUCUGGGCUAGCCCUAGUAAUACUUUGACUUAGGUGUAGACUGGGCCCAGGUUGCCUUUAUAUUCUCAGAGCUUAGUCAACUCCCUAGCACAGGGCUAUGUUCUCAUAUCUUGUAUGGAUAGUGGUUUUUCAUGUCCUAUUACAUGGGCAUCCUUUUUUUUUUUUUCCUUAAACUUUGUAGUCAAUCUAGGUUGUGGUGGUGAUGAGUCUUACCGUAUUAACAACUUUGUCCCUGGUUUAGUGGUUUAAAAUGGCAACGUGUGGGUCUGUCUUGUACCAUCCACACAGUGCUGUGGAAGGUGUUUCAUUGCCAAGCUUGGUGAAUUACAUAGGUUGUACACGUUUGGCCUACCCUUUGGCUCAUGUUCACGUCUAUCAAAAUUCGUUGAAGAAGCCAGCCCUUUCGUUUUAAAGUAGGAUGUCUGUUUCAGAGUGCUAACUAGAACAGUCUGGUAGGAGAACAUUCUGUGGGAUUCCGGAAGAGCCUGAGUCUGUCUCUAGAGGUUAUGAGUCAGUUUUCUCCUUGCUCUCAUAAUUGGCCUCAUGCAGGAAGUGCACCCUGGAGUAUUCUUGAGCUCCGCACGACUGAGUUAGGGCAUGUUCCCACACUUGGAUCCCAGACCUGAAAGGUUUUCUAGCAAGUGGGAUUUUUCACUUCUUCCCAAGCCAUUAUGAUAAGAAUAAUGUAGUGAUGUACAGCAUGGUGCCAGGAGUCGGAGUCUCUGGAACUGAACUGCCAGCCUUUUUUCUGACAAUCUGUGGGACUUCUUCCCAAAGAGAUUUCGCCCAAUUAUUGUGUGUUCAACAACCACAAAGAAUUUUGAGGGGCAAAAGUCAGCGCUAUAGGUUGGAUAUAAUUGGGGGGAAAAAAAAAAAGGAGCUUGCAGAGGACUGGAGCUUUCCUGUGUGUUGAUCAGGAAGUCUUGGCCAUAAUGCAAUGGCCUUGAUGGGAACUGAGGAGCCACCCCAAGUUAUGAGGGUGAAUGGGUGGGUGUUUUCAUCUUUUGGAUAUCUGUAGGCACAGGAAACCUAAGGUCUUGUUGCUUUUUUAAAAUUAUCUGUGUGGGUGCUGGGUCCGUGUACUUUCUAAACCUCAGUCUGAGAAGUUUUGGCCCGUUUCUGCUUCAUGUUAGACCCGGUGCAGCUCUUCAGCCCCCAUGUUGACCGAGGACGUUUCCAAGUUCCCUCUUGUCGCACACAGUUGACCCGCAAAGCAAUCAGCAACAGAUUUCUUGUUCUUGGGACAGGGAGGAAGUUAAUUAACAGAAGUUGCCCUGUUAGGACAAGAUGGUUCACCAGUAAAGUAAAGGAAGGUCUCGAGCGGAGCCUUUGGUGCCUGCCCUGAGUCAGGUAUGGACAGUGGAGCCUUGGGGUCUGCAGGCUGUUAGAAUCAGUGCCUCUCUUUUGGAGGGCGUGUCUUACUUAUUAGCACAUGCUGCCCCUCUGGCUUAGGGGAACACAGGUCUGUUCUCUGACACUUCCAUCCUAAAAGCCACAGCCAGACAGUUCCUUUUCUGCUUUUUCUUUAAACAGGAACUAGAAAAAGAUUUCCUCCCUGAGCUGGCCGUGGCUUAUGACAUACUAGCAUUUAUUCUGCCAAAUAGGGGAGUUGGUGACUUUGUCUGGAGACGUUUAUGAGAUGAGCUCUUUGACUUCUCCCAGGGACCUCCCUCCGUCUUUCAUCUCUUAAAUGCUCUGGUUUGCCUGUAAGUCCUGAUUUACGCCUGCUGUCUUGCAGUUAGUACUAACACUGCCCUCUCUCCCUUUCAGAAGCGCUCCCGUUUAGAUGAUGAAUUAUAUGGUUACUUUACCUGUUUGUCGGACGAAGCCAGGGUUUGGGGCUGGAUAUCCAUUCUCUGUUUUUUUUUUGGGGGGGGUGGGGAGUUUGUCCCGAGCAUUAUGGGAUGCUUCACAGCAUCUGGGCCUCUACGCACUCGAUGCCAGCAGCACCCUCCCUCUGCAGUUGUGACAACCAAAAAGGCCCCUAGACAUUGUUACCAAAUGUUCCCUGGGGGGGCAAAAUUGUCCCCACUGCAGAACCACUGGACUAAGCAUUGCAGAUUGGUUUUAUUCUGGGCGUCAGCUCCCAUCAGUAGUGCCUUGCCUAACCCUGUGUUGACAAAGGAUCUGAGACUCAGUGCCGAGGAAUGCUGGGAUAGAUUAGUGCUGUCUGCCGUGGGCACAGGUUGGGGCAUGGCAGCAUAUGGUAGCCUGGAUUAGGCCACGGAGGUAGGAGAUUGGAAAGUGCCUGAAUACUGAGAGGUUGAGUACAUUGCUCUGGCACCGGAGGCGACGGCAAUCCAGGUGGAGAGACAGACAUGUUUGUACACAGGGAUCUGUGGCCAAAGCUGUCUAACAGGACGAGUUGCCACCUCCACCUGGUGCCAGUGUGACUGCGGCAGGUGUCGGCUGUCUUGGGAAUUCAGAGGAAGGUGUGGCCGCCGAGGCCUAGGGUGGUCGGAAUGGCACCCUGGAGGUCGGCUCCUGUGGAAAGGCUGGCAGACCGAGAGGACCAGUCCAUUCUGUGCACGGGCGAGUCUGGAGCUGGCAAGACGGAGAACACCAAGAAAGUCAUUCAGUACCUGGCUCACGUGGCAUCUUCCCACAAGAGCAAGAAGGACCAGGGCGAGCUGGAGCGACAGCUGCUGCAGGCCAACCCCAUCCUGGAGGCCUUCGGGAACGCCAAGACCGUCAAGAACGACAACUCCUCUCGAUUUGGCAAGUUCAUUCGCAUCAACUUUGAUGUCAAUGGCUACAUUGUGGGAGCCAACAUUGAGACUUACCUCCUGGAGAAAUCUCGUGCCAUCCGCCAAGCCAAGGAAGAGCGGACCUUCCACAUCUUCUACUACCUGCUGUCUGGGGCUGGGGAGCAUCUCAAGACUGAUCUCCUGCUGGAGCCGUACAGCAAAUACCGCUUCCUGUCCAACGGGCACGUCACCAUCCCCGGGCAGCAGGACAAGGACAUGUUCCAGGAGACCAUGGAGGCCAUGCGGAUUAUGGGCAUCCCAGAGGAGGAGCAGAUGGGCUUGCUGCGGGUCAUCUCGGGGGUCCUCCAGCUCGGCAACAUCGUCUUCAAGAAGGAGCGUAACACCGACCAGGCAUCCAUGCCCGACAACACAGCUGCCCAAAAAGUGUCCCACCUGUUGGGUAUCAACGUGACCGAUUUCACCAGAGGAAUCCUCACCCCUCGCAUCAAGGUGGGACGGGAUUACGUCCAGAAGGCUCAGACGAAGGAGCAGGCUGACUUUGCCAUUGAGGCCUUGGCCAAGGCCACCUACGAGCGCAUGUUCCGCUGGCUGGUCCUGCGCAUCAACAAGGCUCUGGACAAGACCAAGAGGCAGGGCGCCUCGUUCAUCGGGAUCCUGGACAUCGCCGGCUUCGAGAUCUUCGAUCUGAACUCCUUCGAGCAGCUGUGCAUCAACUACACCAACGAGAAGCUGCAGCAGCUCUUCAACCACACCAUGUUCAUCCUGGAGCAGGAGGAGUACCAGCGCGAGGGCAUCGAGUGGAACUUCAUCGACUUCGGCCUCGACCUGCAGCCCUGCAUCGACCUCAUCGAGAAGCCAGCAGGCCCCCCAGGCAUCCUGGCCCUGCUGGACGAGGAGUGCUGGUUCCCCAAAGCCACGGACAAGAGUUUCGUGGAGAAGGUGGUGCAGGAGCAGGGCACCCACCCCAAGUUCCAGAAGCCCAAGCAGCUGAAGGACAAAGCUGAUUUCUGCAUCAUCCACUACGCUGGCAAGGUGGAUUACAAAGCUGACGAGUGGCUGAUGAAGAAUAUGGACCCGCUGAACGACAACAUCGCCACGCUGCUGCACCAGUCCUCCGACAAGUUCGUCUCGGAGCUGUGGAAGGAUGUGGACCGCAUCAUCGGCCUGGACCAGGUGGCCGGCAUGUCGGAGACGGCGCUGCCAGGGGCCUUCAAGACACGCAAGGGCAUGUUCCGCACGGUGGGACAGCUGUACAAGGAGCAGCUGGUCAAGCUCAUGGCCACGCUGAGGAACACCAACCCCAACUUCGUCCGCUGCAUCAUCCCCAACCACGAGAAGAAGGCUGGCAAGCUGGACCCCCAUCUGGUGCUGGACCAGCUGCGCUGCAACGGGGUCCUCGAGGGCAUCCGAAUCUGCCGCCAGGGCUUCCCCAACCGCGUGGUCUUCCAGGAGUUCCGGCAGAGAUACGAGAUCCUGACACCAAAUUCCAUUCCUAAGGGCUUCAUGGAUGGGAAGCAGGCGUGUGUGCUCAUGAUCAAAGCCCUGGAGCUCGACAGCAACCUGUACCGCAUCGGCCAGAGCAAGGUCUUCUUCCGGGCCGGCGUGCUGGCUCACCUGGAGGAGGAACGGGACCUGAAGAUCACGGACGUCAUCAUCGGCUUCCAGGCCUGCUGCAGGGGCUACCUGGCCAGAAAGGCCUUCGCCAAGAGGCAGCAGCAGCUGACGGCCAUGAAAGUCCUGCAGAGGAACUGUGCCGCCUACCUCAAGCUGCGCAACUGGCAGUGGUGGCGGCUCUUCACCAAGGUCAAGCCGCUGCUGCAGGUGAGCCGGCAGGAGGAGGAGAUGAUGGCCAAGGAGGAGGAGCUGGUGAAGGUGCGGGAGAAGCAGCUGGCCGCUGAGAGCAGGCUCUCAGAGAUGGAGACCCUCCAGUCCCAGCUCAUGGCUGAGAAGUUGCAGCUGCAGGAGCAGCUCCAGGCAGAAACGGAACUGUGCGCCGAGGCCGAGGAGCUCCGGGCCCGCCUGACCGCCAAGAAGCAGGAGCUCGAAGAGAUCUGCCAUGACCUGGAGGCCAGGGUGGAGGAGGAGGAAGACCGCUGCCAGCACCUGCAGGCUGAGAAGAGGAAGAUGCAGCAGAACAUCCAGGAACUGGAGGAACAGCUGGAGGAAGAGGAGAGCGCCCGGCAGAAGCUUCAGCUGGAGAAGGUGACCACUGAGGCCAAGCUGAAGAAGCUGGAGGAGGGCCAGAUCAUCCUGGAGGACCAGAACUGCAAGCUGGCCAAGGAGAAGAAGCUGCUGGAAGACAGAAUAGCCGAGUUCACCACCAACCUCACGGAAGAGGAGGAGAAAUCUAAGAGCCUGGCCAAGCUCAAGAACAAGCACGAGGCGAUGAUCACCGACCUGGAGGAGCGCCUGCGAAGAGAGGAGAAGCAGCGUCAGGAGCUGGAGAAGACCCGCCGGAAGCUAGAAGGAGACUCCACGGACCUCAGUGACCAGAUCGCCGAGCUGCAGGCUCAGAUUGCUGAGCUCAAGAUGCAGCUGGCCAAGAAAGAGGAGGAGCUCCAGGCUGCCCUGGCCAGAGUGGAAGAAGAAGCCGCCCAGAAGAACAUGGCCCUAAAGAAGAUCCGGGAGCUGGAAUCUCAGAUUUCCGAACUCCAAGAAGACCUGGAGUCUGAGCGUGCUGCUAGGAAUAAAGCUGAGAAGCAGAAACGGGACCUCGGGGAGGAGCUGGAGGCUCUAAAAACAGAGCUGGAGGACACUCUGGACUCCACGGCUGCCCAGCAGGAGCUCAGGUCCAAACGUGAACAGGAAGUGAACAUCCUGAAGAAGACCCUCGAGGAGGAGGCAAAGACCCACGAGGCCCAGAUCCAGGAGAUGAGACAGAAGCACUCGCAGGCCGUGGAGGAGCUGGCAGAGCAGCUGGAGCAGACGAAGCGGGUGAAAGCCAACCUCGAGAAGGCCAAGCAGACCCUGGAGAAUGAGCGAGGGGAGCUGGCCAACGAGGUGAAGGUGCUACUUCAGGGCAAGGGGGACUCCGAGCACAAGCGCAAGAAGGUGGAGGCCCAGCUUCAGGAGCUGCAGGUCAAGUUCACCGAGGGGGAGCGCGUGCGCACGGAGCUGGCCGACAAGGUCUCCAAGCUGCAGGUCGAGCUGGACAAUGUGACGGGUCUUCUCACCCAGUCGGACAGCAAGUCCAGCAAGCUCACCAAGGACUUCUCCACUCUGGAGUCACAGCUGCAGGACACGCAGGAGCUCCUGCAGGAGGAGAACCGGCAGAAGCUGAGUCUGAGCACCAAGCUGAAGCAGGUGGAGGACGAGAAGAACUCCUUAAAGGAGCAGCUGGAGGAGGAGGAGGAGGCCAAGCGGAACCUCGAGAAGCAGAUCGCCACCCUCCAUGCCCAGGUCACCGACAUGAGGAAGAAGGUGGAGGACGGCGUGGGGUGCCUGGAGACGGCCGAGGAGGCCAAGAGGAAGCUCCAGAAGGACCUGGAGGGGCUGAGCCAGCGCUACGAGGAGAAGGUGGCCGCUUACGACAAGCUGGAGAAGACGAAGACGCGGCUGCAGCAGGAGCUGGACGACCUGCUCGUGGACCUGGACCACCAGCGGCAGAGCGUCUCCAACCUGGAGAAGAAGCAGAAGAAGUUCGACCAGCUCCUGGCCGAGGAGAAGACCAUCUCCGCCAAGUACGCAGAGGAGCGCGACCGGGCAGAGGCCGAGGCCCGGGAGAAGGAGACCAAGGCGCUGUCUCUGGCCCGGGCUCUGGAGGAGGCCGUGGAGCAGAAGGCGGAGCUGGAGCGGCUCAACAAGCAAUUCCGUGCGGAGAUGGAGGACCUCAUGAGCUCCAAGGACGACGUCGGCAAGAGCGUCCACGAGCUGGAGAAGUCCAAGCGGGCCCUGGAGCAGCAGGUGGAAGAGAUGAAGACCCAGCUCGAGGAGCUGGAGGACGAGCUGCAGGCCACCGAGGACGCCAAGCUGCGGCUGGAGGUGAACCUGCAGGCCAUGAAGGCCCAGUUCGAGCGGGACCUGCAGGGCCGCGACGAGCAGAGCGAGGAGAAGAAGAAGCAGCUGGUCAGACAGGUGCGGGAGAUGGAAACUGAGCUGGAGGAUGAGAGGAAGCAGCGCUCGAUGGCCGUAGCUGCUCGGAAGAAGCUGGAGAUGGACCUGAAGGACCUGGAGGCCCACAUCGACUCGGCCAACAAGAACCGGGACGAAGCCAUCAAACAGCUGCGGAAGCUGCAGGCCCAGAUGAAGGACUGCGUGCGGGAGCUGGAGGACACGCGCGCCUCCCGCGAGGAGAUCCUGGCGCAGGCCAAGGAGAACGAGAAGAAGCUGAAGAGCAUGGAGGCCGAGAUGAUCCAGCUGCAGGAGGACCUGGCAGCUGCCGAGCGCGCCAAGCGCCAGGCCCAGCAGGAGCGGGACGAGCUGGCCGACGAGAUGGCCAACAGCAGCGGCAAAGGUGCUCUGGCGCUGGAGGAGAAGCGGCGCCUGGAGGCCCGCAUCGCACAGCUGGAGGAGGAGCUGGAGGAGGAGCAGGGCAACACGGAGCUGGUGAAUGACAGGCUGAAGAAGGCCAACCUGCAGAUCGACCAGAUCAACACCGACCUGAACCUGGAGCGCAGUCACGCCCAGAAGAACGAGAACGCGCGGCAGCAGCUGGAGCGCCAGAACAAGGAGCUCAAGGUCAAGCUGCAGGAGAUGGAGGGCACUGUCAAGUCCAAGUACAAGGCCUCCAUCACCGCCCUCGAGGCCAAGAUCGCACAGCUGGAGGAGCAGCUGGACAACGAGACCAAGGAGCGCCAGGCGGCUUCCAAGCAGGUGCGUCGGGCCGAGAAGAAGCUGAAGGAUGUGUUGCUGCAGGUGGAUGAUGAGCGGAGAAGCGCCGAGCAGUACAAGGACCAGGCGGACAAGGCGUCUACCCGCCUGAAGCAGCUCAAGCGGCAGCUGGAGGAGGCCGAGGAAGAGGCCCAGCGGGCUAAUGCCUCCCGCCGGAAACUGCAGCGUGAGCUGGAGGAUGCCACGGAGACUGCGGAUGCCAUGAACCGCGAGGUCAGCUCCCUCAAGAACAAGCUCAGGCGUGGGGACCUGCCGUUUGUCGUGCCCCGCCGAAUGGCCCGGAAAGGUGCCGGCGACUGCUCGGACGAGGAGGUGGACGGCAAAGCCGACGCGGCUGAGGCCAAAGCUGCCGAGUAA
Aethalodelphis obliquidens (Pacific white-sided dolphin) is the source of this 9240-nucleotide messenger RNA. It is a transcript of the gene MYH9, whose product is annotated as myosin heavy chain 9. The record is from RefSeq and is a predicted model, not a curated record. Gene Ontology annotation, molecular function: microfilament motor activity; actin filament binding; ATP binding. The transcript has 39 exons. Lineage: Eukaryota; Metazoa; Chordata; Mammalia; Artiodactyla; Delphinidae. Gene Ontology annotation, cellular component: myosin II complex; cytoplasm; myosin filament. The coding region runs from base 3808 to 9240 and encodes 1810 amino acids.